AUGGGUAGCCUAGGGCCUCCCAGUCCUGGGGAAUUUGACUUUGUCGGAGCAUCCUGGCCUGGCCAGAUAAUAGCAACGCCACCAAUAGCCCAUCGGUUUGUGAAGCGGAGAGUGUCCUGUCCUGCACGUACGGGACUGUAUGCUCGGAUCAAAGCUCAGAAAUCCUUGGAAGAAAUAGACAACUCUCUUCCCAGCACUGACUCGAAUCGGAACUCGAGGGGUGAGGACAACCCGAAUACCGGUACUGGCUCGAAUCAGAACAUUGGAGGUGAAGACAAAACUACCACUAGUUCUGGAGCCGGAGCAGACAAUCUCGACAACAACCCCGAGAAGGGCGGCUUUCAUACUAGCACUGACCGCAAUCGUAACUAUGGGGAUAAGGACAUGACUACCCCUGGUUAUAGAGCCGGAACAGACAAGCUCGACAGCCCCGUGAAGGACAGCCCACUCACUAGCACUUACUACAAUCGGAAGUUGAAAAUGGGCAAGGGCAGCCUUUACCUCGAUCGGAAGUUUAGUGGAAAGGACAGGAUUGCCACCAAUUCUGGAACCGGAGCAGACAAGCUCCACAAGCCCGAGGAGCUGCCGUUGAACCCAGUCAAUAGACCUGUCGGUGUUGCACCAAAACUUACCAAAGCUAGGGUCAUGGAUCAUUUUGGCGGUGUUGCCUUUAAUCUUGCUUUGAUGGCUUCAACUUGUUUGACUACUGACAACAGGACGGUCAAGCAUGAUGAACCACCUUCUCAAGAACAGGAUUCACCAACUCUUUGGGAAAGGGUCAAAGGGCUUCGCCAUAUUCCAGGAUUAAUGUGGGGCAGUUUUACGAAGCUUUGGUCUCAAGAAAAUAUCGACGCUUUUAAAAGGUCUUGGAAUGACCUUAAGGAAGCCUUCAGCGAAGUCCCCGACGCUGUAAAAUCUAGUGUCAAGGACCUUAUAAGUGUUGAAAAUCUUGAUGCAUUUGUAGAGUCAUGUAAUGAUCUAUCAACGGCAGUAAAGGAAAUUCCAGCGGCAGUAGAAAACGGGGCGGCUGAUCUUGCAAACCUGGAGAAUGCCGAUGUAUUGGGCCGGUCUCUUGCGGACUUUGCAACAGCAAUAAGCGAAAUUCCGGGAGCCGUAGAAUGUGGCCUUAAUGAUUUAAGUCAGGCCCCAGGUGAUAUUGCAAUAGCAUUUCAGAAGGCUCCUAGACAAUUAGCAGAAGCUGCUAUAGCAUUUACAGCGGAGUUCGAUAAAUAUGUAAGUAUUCCUAAUAUUACCUACAACCCUACAAUAGAAACAAACUAA
Molecule: messenger RNA, 1281 nt
Organism: Drechmeria coniospora
Lineage: Eukaryota; Fungi; Ascomycota; Sordariomycetes; Hypocreales; Ophiocordycipitaceae
Exons: 2
Coding region: 1-1281 (426 amino acids)
Source: RefSeq, a predicted model, not a curated record